CUGCUGCCGCCGCUGCUGCUGCUGCUGCUGCUGCUGCUGCCGCCGCCGGGCCUGGGCACCGGGCUCGACGCCCUGCCCGCCGGGGCCUGCCACCCGCUGGGGCCGCCCGCCCCGCAGCCCGCCGGACCCUGCGCCCCUCGGCGCUGGCUGUGCCCGGCCGGGGCCCCGGGAUCCUGGCUGCACGCUGCUCGCUGCGGGCCGCGGGGCCCCGAGCUCAGCGGCCGGCUGCUGCUUAGGGGCCGCCGACCCUGGUGCCCGCAGCCCCGGGCCCCCGUGCCCCUGCCCCCGGCCCCGGGGGGCUGCCGCUGGCGCUGCCGCCUCCUGGGAGCCAGGGGCCACCUCUCCCCGCCGGGACGGCUCGUCCUCCCCGCGGGGCCCCGCUGCUUCCAGCCGGCCCGGGCCCCGCGGCUGAGGUGCCGGUCCUGUGGGCCGCGAGGGUACGGGGGCGGGCACGGAGAGGGGCAAGGAGAUGGGCGCGGGGCUGAGCACGGAGAUGGGGACGAGGGCGGGCCCAGGGGUGCCCACGGAGAUGGGGAAGAGGGCAGGAACAGAGGCGGCCGCGGAGAUGCGGACGAGGGCGGGCCCAGGGGUGCCCACGGAGAUGGGGAAGAGGGCAGGAACAGAGGCGGCCGCGGAGAUGGGGACGAGGGCAGGCGUAGGGGUGGCCACGGAGAUGGGGACGAGGGCGGGCACAGGGGCGGCCACGGAGAGGGGGACGAGGGCGGCCACAGGGGCGGCCACGGAGAGGGGGACGAGGGCGACCACAGAGGCGGCCACGGAGAGGGGGACGAGGAAAGACACAGAGGCGGCCACGGAGCCGGGCAGGGGGGCGGACGGCGGCGGCGGAACGUGAACACGGCCCCCCAGUUCCAGACGCCCAGCUACCAGGCCACGGUGGCGGAGAACCAGCCGGCGGGCACCCCCGUGGCUUGGCUGCGGGCCUCGGACCCGGACGGCGGCGAGGCGGGCCGGCUGGAGUACAGCAUGGACGCCCUGUUCGACAGCCGCUCCAACCUCUUCUUCUCGCUGGACGCCGCCACGGGGGCCGUGACCACGGCCGAGGAGCUGGACCGGGAGACCAAGAGUAGCCACGUGUUCCGCGUCACGGCCCAGGACCACGGCAGCCCCCGGCGCAGCGCCCUGGCCACGCUGACCGUCACGGUGGCCGACACCAACGACCACGACCCCGCCUUCGAGCAGGCCGAGUACAAGGAGAGCCUGCGGGAGAACCUGGAGGUGGGCUACGAGGUCCUGACGGUGCGGGCCACGGACGCCGACGCCCCGGCCAACGCCAACAUCCUCUACCGCCUGCUGGAGGGCCCGGGCGCGCCCGGGGCCGCCGAGGCCUCGGAGGCCUUCGAGAUCGACCCGCGCUCCGGCGUCAUCCGCACCCGGGGCCCCGUGGACCGCGAGGCCGUGGAGUCCUACCUGCUGACGGUGGAGGCCAGCGACCAGGGCCGCGACCCCGGGCCCCGCAGCGCCACGGCCACCGUCCACCUGACCGUGGAGGACGACAACGACAACGCCCCUCAGUUCGGCGAGAAGCGCUACGUGGUGCGGGUCCGGGAGGACGCGGCCCCCGGCGUGCCCAUCCUGCGGGUCGCCGCCACGGACCGCGACAAGGGCAGCAACGCCCUGGUCCACUACAGCAUCAUGAGCGGCAACGCCCGGGGCCAGUUCUACCUGGACGCCCAGACCGGGGCCCUGGACCUGGUCGGCCCCCUGGACUACGAGGCGGCCAAGGAGUACAGCCUGCGUGUCCGGGCCCAGGACGGAGGGCGGCCGCCGCUCUCCAACGUGUCGGGCCUGGUGACCGUGCAGGUGCUGGACGUGAACGACAACGCCCCCAUCUUCGUCAGCACGCCCUUCCAGGCCACCGUGCUGGAGAGCGUGCCCCUGGGCUACCUGGUGCUGCACGUGCAGGCCGUCGACGCCGACGCGGGCGAGAACGCCCGGCUGGAGUACCGGCUGUCCGGCGUCGGGCCGGCCUGCCCCUUCGCCGUCCACAACGGCACCGGCUGGAUCUCCGUGGCCGCCGAGCUGGACCGCGAGGCCGUGGACUUCUACAGCUUCGGCGUGGAGGCCCGGGACCACGGGGAACCGCCGCUGACCGCCUCGGCCAGCGUGAGCAUCACGGUCCUGGACGUCAACGACAACAGCCCGGCCUUCACCCGGCCGGAGUACGCGGUGAGGCUCAACGAGGACGCGGCCGUGGGCACCAGCGUGGUGACGGUGUCGGCCGUGGACCGCGACGCCCACAGCGUCAUCACCUACCAGAUAGCCAGCGGGAACACCCGCAACCGCUUCUCCAUCACCAGCCAGAGCGGCGGCGGCGGCGGGCUCAUCUCCCUGGCCCUGCCGCUGGACUACAAGCUGGAGCGCCACUACCUGCUGGCCGUCACGGCCUCCGACGGCACCCGCCAGGACACCGCCCAGGUGCUGGUCAACGUCACCGACGCCAACACCCACCGGCCCGUCUUCCAGAGCUCCCACUACACCGUCAACGUCGACGAGGACCGGCCGCCGGGCACCACGGUGGUGGUGAUCAGCGCCACGGACGAGGACACGGGCGAGAACGCCCGCAUCACCUACUUCAUGGAGGACAGCCUCCCCCAGUUCCGCAUCGACGGGGCCACGGGGGCCGUGACCACGCUGGCCCCGCUGGACUACGAGGACCAGGUCUCCUACACCCUGGCCAUCACGGCCCGGGACAACGGCAUCCCGCAGAAGUCCGACACCACCUACCUGGAGAUCCUGGUGAACGACGUCAACGACAACGCCCCGCAGUUCCUGCGCGAGGCCUACCAGGGCAGCGUCUACGAGGACGUGCCCGCCUUCACCAGCGUCCUGCAGGUCUCCGCCACCGACCGCGAUGCGGGCCUCAACGGCCGGGUGUUCUACACCUUCCAGGGCGGGGAGGACGGGGACGGCGACUUCGUCAUCGAGUCCACCUCGGGCAUCGUGCGCACCCUGCGCCGGCUGGACCGCGAGAACGUGGCCCUCUACCGCCUGCGGGCGCUGGCCGUGGACAAGGGCGUGCCCCCAUCCCGGACCCCCGUGGAGGUGGCCGUGACGGUCCUGGACGUCAACGACAACCCGCCGGUCUUCGCGCGGGACGAGUUCGAUGUCUUCGUGGAGGAGAACAGCCCCAUCGGGCUGGCCGUGGCCCGCGUGACCGCCAGCGACCCGGACGAGGGCACCAACGCCCAGAUCAUGUACCAGAUCGUGGAGGGCAACAUCCCCGAGGUCUUCCAGCUGGACAUCUUCUCCGGGGAGCUGACCGCGCUGGUGGACCUGGACUACGAGGCGCGGGCCGAGUACGUCGUGGUGGUGCAGGCCACGUCCGCCCCGCUGGUCAGCCGGGCCACGGUCCACAUCCGCCUCCUGGACCGCAACGACAACCCGCCCGUCCUCGGCAACUUCGAGAUCCUCUUCAACAACUACGUCACCAACCGCUCCAGCAGCUUCCCCGGCGGCGCCAUCGGCCGGGUGCCGGCCCACGACCCCGACGUCUCCGACGCCCUCAGCUACACCUUCGAGGAGGGCAACGAGCUCAGCCUGGUGCUCCUCAACGCCUCCACCGGGGAGCUGCGGCUCAGCCCGGCCCUGGACAACAACCGGCCGCUGGAGGCCAUCAUGAGGGUGUCCGUGUCAGACGGCGUCCACAGCGUGUCGGCCCAGUGCGCCCUGCGGGUGACCAUCGUCACGGACGAGAUGCUGACCCACAGCAUCACGCUGCGGCUGCAGGACAUGAGCCCGGAGCGCUUCCUCUCGCCGCUGCUGGGCCUCUUCGUCCGCGCCGUGGCGGCCACCCUGGCCGCGGCCCCGGAGCGGGUGGUGGUCUUCAGCGUCCAGCGGGACUCGGACGUGCCCGGGGCGCACGUCCUCAACGUCAGCCUGUCGGUGGGGCGGGCCGGGCCGGGCCCGGGGCCCGGGACCCCGUCGGGGGGCUUCCUGCCGUCCGAGGACCUGCAGGAGCGGCUCUACCUCAACCGCAGCCUCCUGGCGGCCCUGUCGGCCCAACGCGUGCUGCCCUUCGACGACAACAUCUGCCUGCGGGAGCCGUGCGAGAACUACAUGCGCUGCGUGUCGGUCCUGCGCUUCGACUCGACGGCGCCCUUCAUCGCCUCGGCCUCGGUCCUCUUCCGGCCCAUCCACCCGGUGGGCGGCCUGCGCUGCCGCUGCCCGCCCGGCUUCACCGGAGACUUCUGCGAGACCGAGAUCGACCUCUGCUACUCCAGCCCCUGCGGCCCGCACGGACGCUGCCGGACCCGAGAGGGCGGAUACACCUGCCACUGCCCGGACCACUUCACCGGUGAGCACUGCGAAGUGAGUGCCCGGUCCGGCCGCUGUGCCCCCGGCAUCUGCAGGAACGGGGGGACCUGCAUCAACCUGCUGGUGGGUGGUUUCAAGUGCCAGUGCCCAGAGGGUGAUUUCGAGAAGCCAUACUGCCAAGUGACUGCCCGCAGCUUCCCUGCCCGGUCGUUCCUCACCUUCCGUGGCCUGCGCCAGCGCUUCCACUUCACCCUGACCCUCACGUUUGCGACGAAGGAGCAGGACGGGCUGCUGCUCUACAACGGCCGCUUCAACGAAAAACAUGACUUCGUGGCCCUCGAGAUCAUCCAAGGGCAGAUCCAGCUCACCUUCUCCGCAGGAGAGUCGAUCACCACGGUGACCCCGUUCAUCCCUGGAGGCGUCAGCGACGGCCAGUGGCAUUCGGUGCAACUGCACUACUACAACAAGCCGCUGCUGGGCCGCUCCGGGCUCCCCCAGGGCCCCUCGGAGCAGAAGGUCGCCGUGGUGACCGUGGACAGCUGUGACCCCGCCAUGGCGCUGCGGUUCGGAGCGGCCUUGGGCAACUACUCGUGUGCCGCCCAGAGCACCCAGAGCGGCAGCAAGAAGUCCCUGGACCUAACGGGCCCCCUGUUGCUGGGCGGGGUGCCGGACCUGCCCGAGAGCUUCCCCGUGCGCACGCGGCACUUCGUGGGCUGUAUGCGGGGCCUGCAGGUGGACGGCCGGCUCCUGGACAUGGCCGAUUUCAUUGCCAACAACGGCACCGAGCCCGGGUGCCCGGCCAAGAAGAACGUUUGUGACAGCAACACCUGCCUCAAUGGGGGCACCUGUGUCAACCAGUGGGGCACUUUCAGCUGCGAGUGCCCGCUGGGCUAUGGGGGCAAGAGCUGCGGGCAGGAGAUGGCGAAUCCCCAGCGCUUCCUGGGCAGCAGCCUGAUGUCCUGGCACGGCUUGGCCCUGCCCAUCACCCAACCCUGGCGCCUGAGCCUCAUGUUCCGGACCCGCCAGGCCAGCGGGGUCCUUCUGCAGGGGCUGGCGGGGGCCCAGGGCAGCCUCACCCUGCAGCUGAGCGAGGGCCACGUGGAUCUGAGCCUUGAAGGCCCCAGCGGGCCUCCCUCCUCCCUGCGGCUGGAGCCGGGCAAGGCCAACGAUGGGGACUGGCACCAUCUGCGGGUGGAGCUGGGGGCCGGCCGGGCCACCCUGGAGCUGGACUACGGGCAGCAGCGGGCCGAGGCCGACGUGCCCGUCGGGCUCCACGGGCACCGGCUCAGCAACGUCAGCGUGGGCGGCCUGGCGGGGCCCGGGGGCACCGUCCUCAGGGGCUUCCGGGGGUGCCUGCAGGGCUUGCGGGUGGGCGAGACGGAAGGGGUGGCCAGCAGCCUGGAUGCCAGCCAGGCGGAGCGCGCCAACGUGGAGCCGGGCUGCAGCGUGCCCGACCCCUGCGACUCCAACCCCUGCCCUGCCAACAGCUACUGCAGCAACGACUGGGACAGCUACUCCUGCAGCUGCGACCCGGGCUUCUACGGAGACAGCUGUACCAGCGCCUGUGCCCUGAACCCCUGUGAGCACCAAGCCACGUGUGCCCGCAAGCCCAGCGCCCCUCACGGCUACGUUUGCGAGUGUCCCCACAACUACAUCGGGCCUUACUGCGAGACCAGGAUCGACCAGCCGUGCCCCAGGGGCUGGUGGGGACACCCCAUGUGCGGCCCGUGCAGCUGCGACGUCAGCAAAGGCUUCGACCCCGACUGCAACAAGACCAGCGGAGAGUGUCGUUGCAAGGAGAAUCACUACCGUCCGGCGGGCAGUGCGGCCUGCCUCCUGUGUGACUGCUACCCGACGGGCUCCCUGUGGCGGGUGUGCGAGGCCGAGGCCGGCCAGUGCCCCUGCAAGCCCGGGGUCAUCGGCCGACAGUGCGACCGCUGCGAUAACCCCUUCGCCGAGGUCACGGCCAACGGCUGCGAAGUGAACUACGACAGUUGCCCCCGGGCCAAAGAGGCAGGGAUCUGGUGGCCCCGGACCCGUUUCGGCCUGCCCGCCGCUGCACCCUGCCCGAGGGGCUCCAUUGGGACGGCGGUGCGGCACUGCGAUGAGCACAGGGGCUGGCUGCCCCCCAGUCUCUUCAACUGCACCUCCCUCACCUUUGCCGAGUUGAAGAGCGUGGCGGAGCGUCUGCAGCGGAACGGAUCGCGGCUAGACUCUGGACGGUCACAGCGCCUGGCCCUGCUGCUGCACAACGCUACGCAGCACACGGAAGGCUACUUCGGCAGCGACGUGCACGUGGCCUACCAGCUGGCCACCCGGCUGCUGGCCCACGAGAGUGCCCAGCGGGGCUUCGGCCUGGCAGCCACGCAGGAUGUGCACUUCACCGAGAACCUGUUGCGGGUGGGCAGUGCCCUCUUGGACUCAGAGAACAAGCGGCACUGGGAGCUGAUCCAGCAGACGGAGGGUGGUACGGCCUGGCUCCUCCGCCACUAUGAGGCCUAUGCCAGUGCGCUGGCUCAGAAUAUGCGUCACACCUACCUGAACCCCUUCACCAUCGUCACACCCAACAUCGUCAUCUCCGUGGUGCGCCUGGACAAGGGGAACCUUGCAGGCACCAAGCUGCCCCGCUAUGAGGCCCUGCGGGGAGAGCGCCCGCCCGACCUGGAAACCACCGUCAUCCUGCCCCAGUCCGUCUUCAGGCCCCCCGAGGGCAAGAACCCUGGGUCUUCGGACCGGCAGGCCGCCCCAGCCGAGGCAACGGAGCGGGUGGCGGCGGGCCAAGAGAAGGAGGAGGAGGAGGAGGAAGAGGAGGAAAAGGUGGUACAGAAAGAAGAGGAGCAGGUGCUUAGGCAGAAGCAGCGGCAGAGGCGGCACCCGGAGCUGCGCCAGGGCCAGGCCGUGGCCAGCGUCAUCAUCUACCGCACGCUGGCCGCCCUGCUGCCCCCGAACUUCGACCCUGACAAGCGCAGUCUGCGGGUCCCCAAACGCCCCGUCAUCAACACCCCCGUGGUCAGCAUCAGCGUCCACGACGACGAGGAGCCGCGGCCACGGGCUCUGGCCAGGCCGGUCACUGUGCAGUUCCGACUGCUGGAGACGGAGGAGCGGUCCAAGCCCAUCUGUGUCUUCUGGAAUCACUCCAUCCUGGUGAGCGGGACGGGCGGCUGGUCAGCCCGAGGUUGUGAGCUCGUGUUCCGCAACGAGAGCCACGUCAGCUGCCAGUGCAGUCACAUGACCAGCUUCGCAGUGCUCAUGGACAUCUCACGAAGGGAGAACGGGGAGAUCCUGCCCCUGAAGACGGUGACGUACACGGCCCUGGCGGUCACCCUGGCUGCUCUGCUCCUCACCUUCCUGGUUCUGGCUGCUCUGCGUGCCCUGCGCUCCAACCAGCAUGGCAUCCGCACCAACCUGGUGGCCGCCCUCUUCCUGGCCCAACUGGUCUUUCUCCUGGGCAUCAACCAGGCUGACCUGCCCUUUGCCUGCACGGUCAUUGCCAUCCUGCUGCACUUCCUGUACAUGUGCGCGUUCUCCUGGGCCCUGCUGGAGGCCCUGCACCUGUACCGGGCGCUCACGGAGGUUCGCGAUGUCAACGCUGGACCCAUGCGCUUCUACUACAUGCUAGGCUGGGGCGUCCCUGCCUUCAUCACAGGGUUGGCAGUGGGGCUGGACCCAGAGGGCUACGGGAAUCCCGACUUCUGCUGGCUCUCCCUCUACGACACCCUCAUCUGGAGCUUCGCCGGCCCUGUGGCCUUCGCCGUUUCGAUGAGCGUUUUCCUCUACAUCCUGGCAGCCCGGGCGUCUUGCGCCGCUCAACGCCAGGGCUUUGAGAAGAAAGGCCCAAUCUCUGGGCUACGCUCGGCCUUCGUGGUGUUGCUGACGGUGAGCGCCUCCUGGCUCCUGGCCCUGCUCUCAGUCAACAGCGACUCCCUCCUCUUCCACUACCUCUUCGCAGCAGCCAACUGCAUCCAGGGCCCCUUCAUUUUCUUCUCCUGCGUGGUUCUGAGCAAGGAGGUUCGCAAGGCACUGCGCUCAGCCUGCAGCCGUAAACCGGGCCCUGACCCUGCCCUCGCCACUAAGUCCACCCUGACCUCGUCCUACAAUUGCCCCAGCCCCUACGUGGACGGCCGCCUGUACCAGCCCCCCUAUGGAGAUUCGGCCGGCUCCCUGCACAGCGCCAGUCGCUCUGGGAAGAGCCAGCCCAGCUAUAUCCCCUUCGUGCUCAGGGAGGAAUCGAGCCAGAAUGCCAGCCUGGGCCCGGUGGGCCUGGGGGACCCCGGAGGAAGCGGGUACCUGGAGACCAAGGACCAGCAGCGCGAGCCGGACACGGAUUCGGACAGUGACCUGUCUCUGGAGGAUGACCAGAGCGGUUCCUACGCCUCCACCCACUCGUCGGACAGCGAGGAGGAGGAGGAGGGGGACGACCUAGGCGUGGACCCCGCCUGGGACAGCCUGCUAGGCCCGGGGGCCGAGCGGCUCUUGCACAGCACUCCCAAGGCGGAAGGCUGUCCGGCCCCCUCCGUGCCCCACUGGCCGGGGGAGUUGGGGACGGCGACUCCGGAGGGCGCGAGGCCUAGCGCGGAGGACCGGCCCCGGGAGAACGGCGACGCCCUGCUCUCUCUACCGGGUCUCGCUGCCCAGCCCCACAAAGGCAUCCUGAAGAAGAAGCGCCUGCCCCCCAUCAGCGAGCAGAGCGGGGUCCCGAGGCUUCCCCCGGAGGCCGGGGCGGGGUCCCCCCAGGGCUCGUCGGCCAGCGAGAGCGGACGGGGCUGCCCCCCGCGCCCCCCGUGCCCCCCGCGCCCCCCGCGCCCCAGCCUGCAGGACCAGCUGAGCGGGGUCACCCCCAUCGCCAUGAGCAUCAAGGCGGGCACCGUGGACGAGGACUCGUCGGGCUCCGAAUUUCUCUUCUUUAACUUUCUGCAUUAACCCGGGCCCGGCCUUGCUCACGCCUCCUCCGUGUCUGUGCUCUGUCCCCGUGCCCCCCCCACCCCCUCCCCGCCCCCCAGCAGCGACGAAACGUCCAUCUGAGGAGCACCCGAGGGGGGUUUGGGGGGGGGGAGCUGAUCGCGGCCCCCCUCUCCGGCCCCCCACCCCAGCCACAGCUCUCCUUCCCUCUCCUCCCCGGCCCUCACGCACUUUGGAUCCCCGGGCCUGGGAAAGCCGAGGAAGUGUUUUUUCAGAAAAGAGGAAGAAAAAGGCUAGAAAAAGGAAAAGAAAAAAAAAA
Molecule: messenger RNA, 9493 nt
Organism: Ornithorhynchus anatinus (platypus)
Lineage: Eukaryota; Metazoa; Chordata; Mammalia; Monotremata; Ornithorhynchidae
Gene: CELSR2
Product: cadherin EGF LAG seven-pass G-type receptor 2
Exons: 34
Biological process (GO): G protein-coupled receptor signaling pathway; homophilic cell-cell adhesion; cell surface receptor signaling pathway
Cellular component (GO): plasma membrane
Molecular function (GO): G protein-coupled receptor activity; calcium ion binding
Source: RefSeq, a predicted model, not a curated record